AUGAAUAAUAAAACGCUGCUUAUAGUGUUAUUACUAGCUUGUACGCUAGGAGGUAUGAGUUUAUAGCUAAAUUUAGCUCAACAAUUCAUUUAAUUGGGAAGCAAUCUCAAAUUGCAAAGUUUAAGUGAAUUGCAUCAAUUGGAGACUAAUUAAUUGGAAUGUAGUCCGAUGUUGGGAGAAGUGAGCACUUCUAUUGAUGCAUGGUCAGAAAUCUUAGAGAAUUAAGACUAGCUAAACACAGAUUCUCAUAAUCUUUAGUAAUUAAAGGUGGCAUUAUAAGAUUUUCGUGGAAAUGGCUAUGAUGAUGCAGAACCUGUAUUGUUGCAAUUCAGAAAUUCGUUCUCAGAUAUUAUGAGUCAAAUAAGUGCAGAACAUUUAUAAAUCACACCUUAUUAAAGAUGGAGAAAAGAUAGUGCUAUGGAAUUACAAGGAGUUGUAAGUUUAUUAGAUACUGCUGAGAAUGAAAAAGACUUAGAAUAAUGUUGUGAUAAAAUAGAAGAAUUAAUAAAUAGAUUAAUGAAAGAGAGAGAACAAGUGAGAAAUCAAUGCCAGAAAGGACCAUAAAUUACAAUCAACAUUAUAAAUUCUAAGGCUGACGAAGUGAGAGAAAUCACUAAAGAAUGUUCUGAUGGCUAAGGUACCAUCGUCAGAAUUAAACCAAAAGAGGAUGAUAACCAAGUAAUCAUCCCAGCAAGACCUGAUGGUUAAUAAUAAGGAUAGGAUGAAACCAAAAAGCCUAUCUAACCAACCUAGCCAGUCAAACCAGUUCCAGCUGAUAGAGUUCCAGAAGGAGAUGAUUAAUAGGAAUAAAGUGUUUCUGAACCAAGUAGUACAACAGACGAGGAAGAUGAUGAAGAUUCCUCAAACAAAAAGAAACCAGCUGACUAUACUAACCCAGAUCCUGUUCAUUAGAAAGAGGUUGAAAGUCAAGAACCACUCACUGAAUAUGGUUAUGGAUAUUGGGCUAAAUUCACUUUAGCAUAUCCUAAAUUCUUACCUAAUGGAAAAGAUGCACCUUGGUACUUUGUUUCCAGAUUGAGUGCAAAUAAGAAAGAUGAAAAUAUCAAUAUGGGAGACAGAUUAUUGGCUGUUUGGUUAGGUAAAGGAUAUUAUCAUUUCACCACUUGUGAUCAACCAAAGAAUUAACCAAAUGUCGCUCAAAAUGUUAAUUAUCCUGAAGAUUUUGAUGGAGUUUGGACUUACAUUUACUAUUCAUACAGUUCCGAGAAAAAGAAGGCUGUUGCUUUUAUCAAAUUUGGAAAUGAUGAUCUUAAGAAAGUUACUCAUGAAGUUUUGAAUCCAUCAACUAAAUGGGUUAGAUUCACUGUUGGAGGUAAAGAUUAAAAUAGAUAUCCUGGUUUCAAUGGUCUGAUCUAAUAAAUCUAUUUCAGUACUAAGCCAGGAGUAUUCCUUGAUUCUGAAGAUGAUGUUAUUGGUAAAUUGUAAGCUUAAAAGAAACAACCAAAGGAUUUCUUACCUGAAUUAAUUACUUAUAAAGUGGUCUCAAAUCCAUCAUAAAGAGAUCCAGAUACCAAAGAAGUUCUUUCUAUUGUUGGAACAACAAAGAAUCCCAAAUUCCCACAUGAGUAUGCCUUCAGUGGUUGGUUCAAAUGGGAAGCACCAAAACAACAAUAAGAAUGGCAUAACAUUUUCAGAGUCCAAAUCCAAUAACCAUCAACUGAUAAAUUCUUAGGAGAUAGAACAUUGUCUGCCUGGGUUGGUAAACAAGAUGGAGGUAUCAUCCACUUGCCAACAUACACAUACACUAAUUUGGAAGGUGCUGGAAAUCCAAAUGUCAUUAAGAAUAUCCCACACAAAAACAGACACACAGAAUGGUUCUUCGUUUAUUUUGGAUAUUCAAGACCUUAGAAGAAAGCUGUUGCUACAAUUCAAUGGAAAGACUCUACUGAUAAAUAAGAAUAUGACAACAUCAGACACUUCCAAGUUCCAAAAUUCUACAUAUUUGUUGGAAAGGACAAAUAAUUCCCAGGAUUCAAUGGUAAGGUUGCAUUAGUUGCUUUCAAUGUUGGAGAAGGAUCCUUCAAACCAAACAAUGACUUUUCUGGAAAAGGAGAUCCAUUUAGCUUUGACAGUGGUAAAAAGAAAUUGAUUGGAGUUCAACCAGAAAUUGAUACUGAAGAAGAUCCAGAAAAAUAAAAGAAACCAUAUAAAGUAGUUGAAGAUGCAGACACUGAUGGUUUGACUAGACCAAGUUCAAGUGAAGAAAACAAACCAGUAAUUGAAGAAACUUAAGAAGAAGAUAAUGAAUUAGUUGAAUAUGGUUAUGGAUUCUGGAUGAGAUUCUUAACAGCUUAUCCUGAUAGAUUAUUGAAUGGAAAGAAUGCACCAUGGUACUUUGUUUCUAGAUUAACUUCAAAUAUGAAUUACAAGAACAUUGAAAUGGGUGACAGAUUACUAGCCAUCUGGUAAGGUUAAGGAUAUUACCAUUUCACUACUUGUGAUUAACCAAAGAACUAAGCUAAUGUAAUUCAAAAUAUCAAUUAUCCAAAUGAUAUUGAAGGUUUAUGGACCUAUGUUUACUAUUCAUACAGUUCUGAAGCUAAGAAAGCCAUAGCCUUCAUUAAGUUCGCAGAUUAAGAACCAAGAACAAUCUUACAUUCAGUUCAACAUCCAGUUGCAAAGAAAGUCAAAUUCAUUUUGGGUGGUAUGGAUAACAAAUAAUACCCUGGAUUCAAUGGUUUAUUCAGUUAAAUCACAUUCUCAGCAAGACCAGGAGUAUUCUUAGAUACAAUUGAAGACUUUUCAGACUAAUUGAAGAGAACAAUCAUACCAAAAUAAGAUUUGGAUUAAUUCUACAAUCAUGAAUUAGUUUCUGAUAUAAUUUCUAGAAAACCAAAUGACAUUCCAGAUUAUGAUGAAAUUGGUGGUGGACAAGAAAUGUUCCCACAUGAAUAUGCCAUUUCAGGAUGGUUCAAAUGGGAAUAAACUUAAUAAUAGGUUUGGCACAAUGUUUUCAGAGUUCAAAUCAAGAAGCCAUCCACUGACAGAUUCUUAGGAGAUAGAACAUUAUCUUGUUGGAUUGGUACUGCUUAAGGUGGAAUCUUACAUUUCCCAACUUACACAUACACUAAUAUGAAUGGAGCAGGAAAUCCAAAUAUGGUCAGCAAUAUCCAACACAAGAAUAGAAUUUUCGAUUGGUUCUUUGUUUACUUUGGAUAUUCAAAGAAUUAAUAAAAGGCAUUUGUUGGAGUUAGAUUUGCUACAGGUAUUGAAACCUUAGAGUAUAACAAUGUCAAUCAUUAUUAUGCACCUAAAUUCUACACAUUCGCUGGUAAAGACUUGCACUUCCCAGGAUUGAAUGGCAAAUUGGCAUAUGUGAACUUCAAUUUAGGAGAUGGAACAUUCAGAAAGACUCCAGAUUUCAAACAUCCAGAUGAUAUCUUCGGAUUAUAAAAAGGUGAAAUCAACAUCCUCAAAAAACCAGAUUAAAAGAAAGUGUAACCAGAAGUUGAUAAAGAAACUGGAGAAACCUAAAUUCCAAAUGCAGUCUCAGACAAUACACCAAAAGUAACCAAGGAAUUCAAAUCAGAAUAACCUCUUGCUGAAUAUGGUUAUGGAUUUUGGAUGAGAUUCUUAACAGCAUUCCCAGUCAAAUUGCCAAAUGGAAAGAAUGCACCAUGGUACUUUGUUUCAAGAUUGGCUAACAGACCUAAUUAUGAUAAUAUUGCUAUGGGAGAUAGAACUUUGGCUAUCUGGUAAGGACAAGGAUAUUAUCACUUCACUACAUGCAAUUUACCAGGACAAGUCAAUGUAAUUAAGAAUGUCAAUUACCCAGCUGAUAUCGAAGGAUUGUGGACAUAUGUUUACUAUUCAUACAGCAAAUAAGAGAAGAAGGCUGUUGCAUUCAUUCAAUUUGGUGCCACAGAUCCAAUUGAUGUUGUUCACUAAGUCACUCAUCCAGAUAACACUUAUGUCAAAUUCAUUUUGGGAGGUAAAGACAACAAUAGAUAUCCUGCAUUCAAUGGUUAAUUCUAAUCAGUUGUUCACUCUGCUUCUCCUGGAGCUUAUAUUGGAUCCAUUGAUUAAUUCAAGGCUUUCCUUAAUAAAUAACCAAAUCCUUUGGGAUCUAAAGUUCCUUUGACCACAACCCAAUUAGUUGAUAGUUAAAUCACAAGAAAUCCAGGAACUCCAGGAAAUACAUAAACUGUCGAAGCCCCAUUCCCUAAAGAAUAUGCAUUUUCAGGUUGGUUCAAAUGGGAAUAACCAACACCCUAAUAGGCAUGGCACAAUCUAUUCAGAGUCCAAAUCAGUUAACCAUCAACAGACAACAGUCAUGGUGAUAGAACUUUAGCAGGAUGGGUUGGAAGUGGAGCAGGUGGUAUCAUUCAUUUGACAACAUACUCAUACAAGAAUAUGAAUGGAGCUGGUCCAAAUAAUCUACCAUAAAAUAUCAAUCAUAAAAAUAGACAUUUCGAAUGGUUCUUUGUUUACAUGGGCUAUUCCAAGAAUGAUAAAGCUGCUUAUGCAUAUGUUAAAUGGAGAGAUAGCGAAGACAAUUUAGAAUACAAAGACAUCAAUCAUUACUUUGCUAAGAAAUAUUUUGUUUUCGUUGGUAAAGAUGUUCAAUUCCCAGGAUUCAAUGGAAGAAUUGCAUCCACAGCCUUUAAUCAUGGAGAUGGAUCAUUCAGAAAGGGAAAUGAUUUCAAACAUCCAACUGAUGCAUUCAAAUUUGACAAGGGAAGUCAAUUGAUUCCAAAAGUCGACCCAACAAAACCAGUUGUUGAUGAUAAGACUGAAUAUGGAAGCAAAUUCAAUAAUAAUGCACCCAGUGUUGAUAAAACAUUGACAUCAAAUGACCUAUUGGUUGAGUAUGGUUACGGAUUCUGGGCUAGAUUCUUAACUGCCUACCCAGUCAGAUUAAUUAAUGGAAAGAAUCAACCAUGGUACUUUGUUGCAAGAUUGUCAACCAAUGUUCAAUAUGACAACAUUAGAAUGGGAGAUAGAGCUUUGGCUAUCUGGUAAGGAUAAGGAUUCUACCAUUAUACAACAUGUAACAAAUAAAAUGGAAAUGUUAAUGUCAUUCAAAAUAUCAAUUAUCCAGCUGAUAUUGAAGGAGUUUGGACAUACAUCUACUAUUCAUACAGUGCAGAAAAGAAGAAAGCAGUAGGUUUCAUUAAGUAUGGAAAUGAUGAAGUCAAGUCAAUCACUCAUUCAAUCACACAUCCAGAAACUAGAUAAGUUAGAUUCAUUCUUGGUGGUAUGGAUAACAACAGAUAUCCAGCCUUCAAUGGUAUCUUCACUAAAGUCUCAUAUUCUCAUGAAAAAGGAGCAUUCAUUGAUAGUUUAGAUGUCUUGAAACCAAGAAUAGGAAUUGUACCAGAUGUUGACACUCCAGCUCUUAACAAAAAGAUUGUUGCAGGAUAAAUCGAAAGAGCCCCAACUGUUGCUCAUAUUGGUGAAACUGUUGGAGAUGAAUAAUCUAAAUUACCAUAAGAAUAUGCUUUAAGUGGAUGGUUCAGAUGGGAUAAAUUAUAAGGAUAAUAAGUAUGGCAUAACAUCUUCAGAAUUACAAUCAAUUCACCAUUCUCUGAUAGAUUCUUAGGAGACAGAACAUUGGCUGUUUGGGUUGGUACUCUUGCUGGUGGUAUUUUACAUCAUACCACUUACACAUACAAUAAUAUGAAUGGAGCAGGAAAUCCUAAUGUUGUAUAAAACAUCUAACACAAAGACAGACAUUAAGAAUGGUUCUUCUUGUAUUAUGGAUAUUCAAAGAAAGAAUCAAAGGCUUAUGCUUAUAUUAAAUUCAAGGAUAGUUCUGAGACUUUGACAUUCGAUAAAAUUAAUCACUAUUUAGCUCCAAAAUUCUUUGUUUAUUUAGGCAAAGAUCCUAACUUCUAAGGAUUCAAUGGAUAAAUCGGAUUUGUUAAUUUCAACAUUGGUAAAGGUAGUUUCAAGAAAGGAAAUGAUUUCACAGAUGAAACAGACAGAUUUGGAUUUUCAGAUGGAACUAAGGCCAUUAAUAAACCUGUUGAACCAGCAAAACCAGAAGCAAUUCCAGAAGCUGAUAAAUAAGUAUUUGCAAGUGCUUCAAGCGUUGAUUCACCAAAGGUUGAUAAAUAGACAGUUGCAGGAGACUAAAAUUUAGUUGAAUAUGGUUAUGGAUAUUGGUUGAGAUUCUUAACAAAGUACCCAGAAUAAUUACCAAAUGGAAAGAAUUAACCAUGGUACUUCGUAUCCAGAUUGACUACAAAUGUUCAAUAUGAUAAUAUUAGAAUGGGAGAUAGAGCUUUGGCAAUUUGGUAAGGAUAAGGAUACUAUCACAUCACUACCUGUGAUCAAAAGAGUAACAAUGCAAAUGUGAUUAAGAAUGUUGAUUAUCCAGCUGAUAUUGAAGGUGUUUGGACUUACAUCUACUAUUCAUACAGUACAAAAGAGAAUAAUGCAGUUGCAUUUAUUAAGUUUGGAGAUAGUGAUUUCUAAUAAGUUACUCAUCAAGUCACACACCCAGCUGCUAAAUAAGUUAGAUUCAUUUUGGGAGGUACAGAUGAAAAGAGAUAUCCAGCAUUCAAUGGUCUUUUCACUAAUGUUUAUUUCAAUAACAAAGUUGGAGCCUACAUCAAUUCAUUGUCUAACCUUAAUAAGUUAUUGGAUAGUCAAGGUCCAAAGCCAAGCAUCAAAUUGGUUGAUUUGACUACUAUUACUUUGAUUGAUAAAGAGACAUCCAGAACUCCAAAAGAUGAACCAGUCGUAACAGAAGUAGAAGAAAAGAAAUUGCCUCAUUAAUAUGCAUUCAGUGGUUGGUUCAGAUGGAGUGCCAUGUCAUAAGAGCCUUGGCAUAACAUUUUCAGAGUCUAACUCAAGACACCUUCUACAGACAAUGUCUUAGGAGACAGAACAUUAACAGCAUGGGUUGGAACAGCUGAAGGAGGUAUCAUCCAUUUACCAACAUACACAUACACUAAUAUGAAUGGUGGUGGUAAUUCCAAUCUUUACAAGAACAUUCAACAUAAAGGAAGAAAUACUGAAUGGCAUUUCCUAUACUUUGGAUAUUCAAAGGAUUAAAACAAAGCCUAAGCUUAUAUUAAAUGGACAUAAUCAGAAGACACUCUUGAAUACCCUGACACCAGACAUUACUUUGCAUCAAAAUUCUAUAUCUUCACAGGAAGAGAUAAACAUUAUCCUGGUUUCAAUGGUAACAUUGCUUAAGCCAAAUUCAAUAUUGGUGAAGGAUCAUUUGUUCCAGACAAGAACUUCAAUUUACCAAAAGAUCCAUUCUCAUUCGGCAGUGGAGUUGAUACCUACCAUAAAGAUUAACCAAAACCACAACCAGAAACUAAACCAGAUCCUAAAGUACUUGACAAUUCAGAAACUUAAAAGGUUCCAGCAUUGACCAAAGAAUUGAAAGAUGAGAAGGAAUUAACAAGUUAUGGAUAUGGAUUUUGGAUGAGAUAUUUGACAGUUUACCCAGAAAGAUAAAUCAAUGGUAAGAAUUAACCAUGGUACUUUGUUUCCAGAUUGACAUGGAAUGAAAAAUAUGACAACAUUGCUAUGGGAGACAGAACCUUGGCCAUCUGGUAAGGAGCAGGAUAUUAUCACAUCACUACAUGCAACAUUGCCACUGGAAAUACUAAUAUGAUCUAAAAUAUCAAUUUCCCAACUGAUAUCGAAGGAUUAUGGACAUAUGUCUAUUAUUCAUACAGCAGAGCCAACAAAUAAGCUGUUGCCUUCAUUUAAUAUGGUAAUGAUGCUCCAUAAACAGCUACUCAUUCCACUUAACACAAAGAUACUAAAUUUGUCAGAUUUAUUUUGGGAGGUAAUGAUGAGGGAAGAUACCCAGGAUUCAAUGGUCAAUUCACAGGAGUUUCAAUUGAUUAAACUUUUAUUGGUACAGUUGAUGAAUUCAAGGCAUUCGUUGCAAAGGUUGGAGUUCCAUAAGUUGGAUUGAAAUAAUUGACAACUGUAGGAUUGGUUGAUUAAAUCAGCAGAAGUGCUGAAGCAGACAUUACAAAGGAAGCCACUGUUGGAGGAGGUGAUUAGAAAUUCCCAUAAGAAUAUGCAAUUAGUGGUUGGUUCAAAUGGAAGCCAACAGCCUAAGCAGCAUGGCAUAACCUUUUCAGAGUCUAAAUUAAGAAACCAUCAACUGAUUAAUUCUUAGGAGAUAGAACCUUAACAAUGUGGGUAUUCUCCAUUUCCCAACAUACACAUAUGACAAUAUGGUUUGGUGGAGGAAAUUCAAAUCUCUACAAAAACAUUCAACACAAGGGAAGACACACUGAAUGGUUCUAUGUCUACUAUGGAUACUCUAGAACAAUCUCUAAGGCUUAAGUUUAUGUUAAAUGGGCAUCUUCAGAUGACGCACUUACAUAUGAUAAUGUUAGACACUAUUUGACUCCAGAAUUCUAUGUAUAUGUUGGCAGAGAUAAAUAAUAUCCAGGACAUAGUGGUAAGAUGGGUUAUGUGAAAUUCAAUCUUGGAGAUGGAUCAUUCUUAAAGGAUCCAAAUUUCGAUCAUCCUUAAGACGCUUUUGGAUUCAAAUCAGGAAUUGAUAAUUUAGUUAAGAAACCUGCAGCUGCAAUUGAACCAGGAACACCAAUUACUGAAGAAUUAAGCAAUGGAUUCGAACAAAAGACCCCAGUUAUUGAUAAGGCUGCACCAGCUGAAAGAGAUCUUGAAGAAUAUGGUUAUGGAUUUUGGUUCAGAUUCUUACACAAUUAUCCAGUCAGAUUACCAAGUGGAAAGAAUUAACCAUGGUAUUUUGUAGUCAGAUUGGCUAAUCAAGAGAAAUAUGAUAACAUUAGAAUGGGAGACAGAAUGUUGGCUGUUUGGUAAGGACAAGGAUACUAUCAUUUCACUACAUGCAACAAAGUAGACAACAAUCCAAAUUACAUUAAGAAUAUCAAUUAUCCAGAAGACAUUGAAGGUUUAUGGACAUAUCUCUACUAUUCAUAUAGUGAUGACAAGAACAGAGCAGUUGGUCAUAUCAAAUAUGGAAAUGAUGACAUACAAUCAAUUAGACAUGAUGUCAAUCACCCUGAAACUAAAUAUGUGAGAUUCGUAUUGGGAGGUAAUGACGAGGGAAGAUAUCCAGGAUUCAAUGGUGUGUUCUCACAAAUAACAUUCAGCACCAAAGAAGGAGCAUUCAUUGAUACUGCUGAUCUCUUAAAAGGAUUCAUUAGUAAAUUAACUAAGCCUGCUUAAGGAUUCAAUGAUUUAGCCAAUUACAAAUUGAUCGAAGAUAGUUUGACAAGAACUUCAGAUGAUAAACCACUCACAAAGGUUAUUGGAAAGGAAACAGAAAGAUUCCCAGCUGAAUACUCAUUCAGUGGAUGGUUCAAGUGGUAACCUCUUGCCUAAUAACCAUGGCAUAACAUUUUCAGAGUACAACUCAAGACACCCUCUACAGACAGUGUCUUAGGUGAUAGAACAUUGUCAGCAUGGGUUGGAACAGCUGAUGGAGGUAUCAUCCAUUUACCAACAUACACUUAUGUUAAUAUGAAUGGUGGUGGUAAUGCUAAUGUUUGGAAGAAUAUUUUACACAAGAACAGAAUCACUAAUUGGUUCUUCCUUUACUUCGGAUAUUCAAAAGAUUAAUAAUUAGCUUAAGCUUACAUUAAAUGGACAGAUGGAGAAGAUCAAUUAUCACAUGAGAAAACUAAUCAUUAUUUAGCAACCUAAUUCUACGUAUUCACAGGAAGAGAUGAUCAUUAUCCAGGAUUCAAUGGAAAAUUGGGCGAAGUUAAUUUCAAUAUCGGUAAAGGUGCCUUCAGAAAACCAACUGAUUAUUCACAUGAAAAGGACAUCUUUGGAUUCAAGAUUGGUACAGAUAAAUUCAUUAAAAAACCAAGUGAUGAAUUCAAGCCUUCUGAUGCUGAUAAGAAUAUCCUUGAAAAUGCUUCAAGUUAAGACAAACCAAUUGUUGAUAAAGAAACCAAUUCUGAAAAACCAUUUGAAUAAUAUGGUUAUGGUUACUGGAUGAGAUUCUUAUCUAAAUAUCCAGAUUAAUUACCAAAUGGAAAGAACUAACCAUUUUACUUUGUAUCCAGAUUGACUAAUCAAGAGAAAUAUGAUAACAUCAGAAUGGGAGAUAGAGUAUUGGCUAUCUGGUAAGGACAAGGAUAUUAUCACUUCACUACAUGCAAUUCAGUUACAAACAAUCCAAAUAUGAUUAUUAAUAAUAACUUCCCUGAUGAUAUUGAAGGAUUGUGGACAUAUGUUUAUUACUCAUACAGUUCUGAAUAAAAUAAGGCUAUUGGUUUCAUCAAAUAUGGUAAUGCUGAUUUCUAGAAGAUUGUUCAUGAGACUACCCACUCAUUAACCAAAUAUUUGAGAUUCAUAGUUGGUGGUAAUGAUGCUAAGAGAUACCCAGGAUUCAAUGGUUUUUUCACAUCAAUUACAUUCUCUACUGAUUCAGCAUUUGUAUCAGAUGUUGAUAAAUUGAAUGCUUACGUGCUCAAAAAUCAAGCACCAAGUGUUGUAGUUCCAUUGUAAACAACCGAAUUGAUUAAAGAUCAAAUCUCAAGAGACAAGGAUGAAAAACCAAGUAUUAUUCAAUCAGUCGGAAGCAACAACAAAUUCCCAUAAGAAUAUGCCUUGAGUGGUUGGUUCAGAUGGAAGCCUACAGCAUAAGCCCCAUGGCAUAAUGUUUUCAGAGUCCAAAUUAAGAAGGCUCCAUUCACUGAUAGUUGGUUAGGAGACAGAACUCUCACUUGUUGGAUUGGUACUGCUGAAGGAGGUAUCUUGCAUUUCCCCACAUACACAUAUACUAAUAUGAAUGGUGGAGGUAAUAACAACUUCUAUAAGAACAUUCAAUACAAGAAUAGAAUUAAUGAAUGGUUCUACAUCUACUAUGGUUAUUCAAAGGUAGAGGCUGCAACUUCAAUCUAUGUCAAAUGGUUCGAUUCUGAAGAUAGCAUGUCCUAUGAUAAAAUAAAUCAUUAUUUGACACCAGAAUUCUAAGUUUGGGUUGGUAGAGAUGAAGCAUAUGUUGGAUUAAAUGGAAGAAUAGCCUAUGUUAACUUCAAUGCAGGUAGUGGCGCUUAUGUCAAGAACAAUAAAUUCGACCAUCCAUAAGAUAUCUUCAAAUUCAAUGUUGGAUAAGCUAAAUUAUUUGAAAAACAAGAAGAAGUUAAACCAGGAUAAAUCAAUAAAGAUUUAUUAAUUAGUCCAACAAGUUAAGAUAAACCAUUAAUUGAUUAGAAUGUUAAAUCAGAUAAUAACUUGGAAGAGUAUGGUUAUGGUUUCUGGUUGAGAUUUUUAACAGCCUUCCCAGAAAGAAUGCUUAGUGGUAAGAACUAACCAUGGUACUUUGUUGCUAGAAUUGCUAAUCAAGAAAACUAUGAUAAUAUUAGAAUGGGUGAUAGAUUAUUGGCAAUUUGGUAAGGAUAAGGAUAUUAUCACUUCACAACUUGUAAUGCAGUCAAUGGAAAUGCCAACGUUAUUUAAAAAUAUGGAUUAUCCAGCUGA
Messenger RNA from Paramecium tetraurelia, 11424 nucleotides. RefSeq lists its product as uncharacterized. The transcript has 4 exons. NCBI's taxonomy places the organism in Eukaryota, Ciliophora, Oligohymenophorea, Peniculida, Parameciidae. Gene Ontology annotation, cellular component: nucleus. The record is from RefSeq and is a predicted model, not a curated record.